Manihot esculenta (cassava) is the source of this 1308-nucleotide messenger RNA. Its product is annotated as FCS-Like Zinc finger 2. The record is from RefSeq and is a predicted model, not a curated record. Lineage: Eukaryota; Viridiplantae; Streptophyta; Magnoliopsida; Malpighiales; Euphorbiaceae. Bases 544 to 1008 code for a protein of 154 amino acids. The transcript has 2 exons.
ACUGCCAGGGUCCGAUCCAGCACCACUGCGACCCAUAGACGCGGCUAGACCCGACCGCUCGUCCAGCACAGCAAUUGUAGCGUUCCUAAUGGCGGAACUAAAAUCGCCGAUGGAUUGUGCCCUCCUUUCUUGUGUAGAAGCUCUGGUGGAUCAUCUUGUAAACCAAACAUAAUAAAGAUUCUGACGUUGAUUCAAAUGCCACACUAAGAUAACACAAUCCCAAGAUGCGAAUCACGUCCUUUUAGGGAUCCAUAUCCUAUAAUAACCUAUUUAGUCGCCAACUAAUCAAAUCCAAACUAAAUCAAACUUCCAAAGAUCUCUCAAACCUCCCUAAACCCUCAUCGUCAUUAAUAUUCAUCAUCAAUUACCCUAACCAAGAAUUCUUUUCCCUUCCUCAACAAUACUGUUUUAAUUUCACUCCCCCAAGAUUUAGUAUACAAGACAAAUCCUAAAUGCUAGCUUUUAAUUGUCUUCUCUUACCACAUUAAUCACAAAACCCUAAUUAAAACCCAAUUAAUACUUAAUCUAUAACGUUCUUCAUCAAUGUCUUCCAAACGUUCUCGUGAUGUUCGGUCGUCCAGUCAGGGAGAGAUUGGGAUUUUCAAUCAUAUUCAGCCGAUUGAAUCUCCAGUAUCUUUUUUGGAGAGGAAACGCCCUGCUCCCAUCACUAUCUCCAACUCUACGACGGUUAAAGACUCUUGGCCUCCACUAUCGGCAGAUAAGCAGCAGUGUCGCAUGUUCACGUUUGGAUCGCCUGCUACGGAGAAGAAUGAUGCACUGCCCAAGAACAAGAAGCCUGGUGAAGGGUUUGGAGAGUUUCUAAACGCUUGUUUCUUGUGCAAGAAGAAACUACAAGUUGGCCAGAAUCUUUACAUGUAUGGUUACCUAGGUGCAUUUUGCUCGCCCGAAUGCAGAGAAGAUCAGAUGGACUUGGAUGGGUUUGAGAAAGAAAUUGCUAGAGAAUCAUCAACAAGGUUGAAAACAGCAGGAAAGCUCUUCAUAAAAUGAUGUGUCCAAACUGGGUUUUCGCCGUUAAUUAGUAGUUUUAAAGUAAUGGAAUGAAAGUCCAUUUGUUAGUUGCAGAAGUGCAUAGCUGUCAGGUUUUUGUGUCCAGCUUUCACUUUUGUUUAGCAAAAGAGCUCUGGGAAUAUAAUUUUCCUAGUAGCUGACAUGUAAAUUUUUUCAAUUUCCUUUUUACGUCACAGACAGAUUCUUUUAGGCUCUUCGAGUGGGAUUGUACUCAAUUUCAAAAUACCGCAGAUGAAUUUUCUUGUUCUUUUAAUUUCAACAUGGUAUUUUAAGUUCUAA